AUGCUAUCUUCCAGCAACGUGGACCUUCUGGAAUACGGGCGUGAAGAAAAGCACAUGUCCAAGCAAGGCCUUACGAAUAUCCGGCAGCGAUGGGCCCCUUGGACAAAAGACUGUUUUGGGACAACUCGAUUAUCUGUUAUCGGCAUCACCUAUGGUUCUUGUCCAAGCCACUGGAAGCUGUGGUGGACAUAUGAGUACGAAGAUUAUGCAGGAGAGUUCUGGGACAUGGUCCAGGACGAGGCGAGCAAGGUACCUGGUGCCUGGGUUGAUGACUCUUGGGAUCCAGAUGACUACGAUUCUGAGGAGCAUGACAGGUGGGAAGCAUGGGAAAAGGAGCAGCCCCCUCCGUUGAUUUGGUCCGAGUAUCGCAGAGUUCGGCCGCCAGUCUAA
Molecule: messenger RNA, 390 nt
Organism: Colletotrichum tamarilloi
Lineage: Eukaryota; Fungi; Ascomycota; Sordariomycetes; Glomerellales; Glomerellaceae
Exons: 1
Coding region: 1-390 (129 amino acids)
Source: RefSeq, a predicted model, not a curated record